Messenger RNA from Talpa occidentalis (Iberian mole), 3836 nucleotides. It is a transcript of the gene ATP13A1, whose product is annotated as ATPase 13A1. Gene Ontology annotation, cellular component: endoplasmic reticulum membrane. The transcript is spliced from 26 exons. Gene Ontology annotation, biological process: intracellular calcium ion homeostasis; extraction of mislocalized protein from ER membrane. Gene Ontology annotation, molecular function: ATP binding; membrane protein dislocase activity; P-type ion transporter activity. NCBI's taxonomy places the organism in Eukaryota, Metazoa, Chordata, Mammalia, Eulipotyphla, Talpidae. The coding region runs from base 11 to 3625 and encodes 1204 amino acids. The record is from RefSeq and is a predicted model, not a curated record.
GCUGGGAAAGAUGGCGGCGGCGGCGGCGAUGGGCAACGCGGAGCCUUGCGGGACUCGGCCUUGCGGAGCCCAGCCCGGUGGGCUGCCCAAAGCCGGGCCACAGCCGCGCGCGCUCCUGGCCGCCGGCCCGGCGCUUGUGGAGCGUGGUGACGAGCUGGUGGCCGCUGUAUGGCCGUACCGGCGGCUGGCGCUGCCGCGGCGCCUCACCGUGCUGCCGUUCGCAGGACUGCUGUACCCAGGCUGGCUCUGCGCCGCGGCCGCCGGCUGCUGGGGCUGGGGCAGCAGCUGGGCGCAGGUCCCCGAGGCCGCGCUGCUCGUGCUCGCCACCAUCUGCCUCGCGCACGCGCUCACUGUCCUCUCUGGGCAUUGGUCCGUGCACGCGCACUGCGCGCUCACCUGCACCCCGGAGUAUGACCCCAGCAAAGCAACCUUCGUGAAGGUGGUGCCAACCCCCAACAAUGGCUCCACUGAACUCGUCGCUUUGCACCGCGAUGAGGGAGAAGACGGGCAGGAGGUGCUAUCCUUUGAAUUCCAGAAAAUCAAGUAUUCCUAUGAUGCCCUGGAAAAGAAGCGAUUCCUUCCCGUGGCCUUUCCUGUGGGAAACACUUUCUCCUAUUACCAGAGCAACAGAGGGUUCCAGGAAGACUCAGAGAUCCGUGCAGCAGAGAAAAAGUUUGGGAGUAACAAGGCUGAGAUGGUGGUACCUGACUUCUCAGAACUGUUCAAGGAGAGAGCCACGGCACCCUUCUUUGUGUUCCAGGUGUUCUGUGUGGGGCUCUGGUGUCUGGAUGAGUACUGGUACUACAGUGUCUUCACACUCUCCAUGCUGGUGGCAUUCGAGGCCUCCUUGGUACAGCAGCAGAUGCGGAAUAUGUCAGAGAUCCGGAAGAUGGGCAACAAACCCCACAUGAUACAGGUCUACCGAAGCCGAAAGUGGAGACCCAUCGCCAGCGAUGAGAUUGUUCCUGGGGACAUCGUUUCCAUUGGCCGCUCCCCACAGGAGAAUCUGGUACCAUGCGAUGUGCUGCUGCUGCGGGGCCGCUGCAUUGUGGACGAGGCCAUGCUCACCGGGGAGUCUGUACCACAAAUGAAGGAGCCCAUUGAAGAGCUUAACCCAGACCGGGUGCUGGACCUCCAGACUGACUCCCGGCUCCACGUCAUCUUUGGGGGUACCAAGGUGGUGCAGCACAUCCCUCCCCAGAAAGCCACCGCAGGCCUGAAGCCGGUUGACAACGGGUGUGUAGCCUACGUCCUGAGGACCGGAUUCAACACAUCACAGGGCAAGCUGCUUCGCACAAUUCUCUUCGGGGUCAAGAGAGUGACUGCCAACAACCUGGAGACCUUCAUCUUCAUUCUCUUCCUCCUGGUUUUUGCCAUCGCAGCGGCAGCCUAUGUGUGGAUUGAGGGCACCAAGGACCCCAGCCGAAACCGCUACAAACUUUUCCUGGAGUGUACACUGAUCCUCACCUCUGUCGUGCCCCCCGAGCUGCCCAUUGAACUGUCUCUGGCCGUCAACACCUCCCUCAUCGCCCUGGCCAAGCUUUACAUGUACUGCACGGAGCCCUUCCGGAUCCCUUUUGCUGGCAAGGUGGAGGUGUGCUGCUUUGACAAAACAGGGACCUUGACCAGUGAUAGUCUGGUGGUACGCGGUGUCGCAGGGCUCAGAGAUGGAAAAGAGGUGACCCCCGUGUCCAACAUCCCUGUAGAAACACAUCGGGCCCUGGCCUCCUGCCACUCACUCAUGCAGCUAGAGGAUGGCACCCUGGUGGGUGACCCCCUCGAGAAAGCCAUGCUGACAGCUGUGGACUGGACACUCACCAAAGAUGAGAAAGUAUUCCCCCGAAGUAUAAAAACUCAGGGGCUGAAAAUUCACCAGCGCUUUCAUUUUGCCAGUGCCCUAAAGCGAAUGUCCGUGCUCGCCUCCUAUGAGAAGCUGGGCUCCACCGACCUCUGCUACAUCGCAGCCGUGAAAGGGGCCCCUGAAACCUUGCACUCCAUGUUCUCCCAGUGCCCUCCUGACUACCACCACAUCCACACGGAGAUUUCCCGGGAAGGAGCCCGUGUCUUGGCACUGGGGUACAAAGAGCUGGGGCACCUCACCCACCAACAGGCCCGAGAGCUCAAGCGGGAAGCCCUGGAGUGCAACCUCAAAUUUGUUGGCUUCAUUGUGGUCUCUUGCCCACUCAAGGCUGACUCCAAGGCUGUAAUCCGGGAGAUCCAGAAUGCCUCUCACCGGGUGGUCAUGAUCACAGGUGACAACCCACUCACUGCCUGCCACGUGGCCCAGGAACUGCACUUCAUUGAAAAGGCACACACGUUGAUCCUGCAGCCUCCCAUGGAGAAAGGUGGACACUGCGAGUGGCGCUCUAUCGACGGCAGCAUUGUGCUGCCCCUGGCCCAGAGCUCCCCAAAAGCAUUGGCUCUGGAGCAUGCACUGUGCAUCACAGGUGAUGGCCUAGCCCACCUGCAGGUCGAGGACCCCCAACAGCUGCUUUGCCUCAUCCCCCAUGUGCAGGUGUUUGCCCGAGUGGCCCCCAAACAGAAGGAGUUUGUCAUUACCAGCCUGAAGGAGCUGGGCUACGUGACCCUCAUGUGUGGGGAUGGCACCAAUGAUGUGGGUGCCCUGAAGCACGCUGACGUGGGUGUGGCACUCCUGGCCAAUGCCCCCGAACGGAUUGUCGAGCGGCGAAGGCGGCCCCGGGACAGCCCUGUCCUGAGCAACAGCAGCGUCAGGGUCACCCCCAGGACUGCCAAGCAGAGGUCGGGACUCCCGCCCCCUGAGGAGCAGCCAGCCUCCCAGCGGGACCGGCUGAGCCAGGUGCUGCGGGAUCUUGAGGAUGAGAGCACACCCAUUGUGAAGCUGGGAGAUGCCAGCAUCGCUGCACCCUUCACCUCCAAACUCUCCUCCAUCCAGUGCAUCUGCCAUGUGAUCAAGCAGGGACGCUGCACCCUAGUGACCACGCUGCAGAUGUUCAAGAUCCUAGCACUCAACGCCCUCAUCCUGGCCUAUAGCCAGAGCGUCCUCUACCUGGAGGGCGUCAAGUUCAGUGACUUUCAGGCCACACUGCAGGGGCUGCUGCUGGCUGGCUGCUUCCUCUUCAUCUCCCGUUCCAAGCCCCUCAAGACCCUCUCCCGAGAGCGACCCCUGCCCAACAUCUUCAACCUAUACACCAUCCUCACGGUUGCACUCCAGUUCUGCGUGCACUUCCUGAGCCUCGUCUACCUGUACAGUGAGGCUCAGGCCCGGAGCCCUGAGAAACAGGAGCAGUUUGUGGACCUGUACAAGGAGUUUGAGCCAAGCCUGGUCAACAGUACUGUGUACAUCAUGGCCAUGGCCAUGCAGAUGGCCACCUUUGCCAUCAACUAUAAGGGCCCACCCUUCAUGGAGAGUCUGCCUGAGAACAAGCCCCUGGUGUGGAGUCUGAUUGUGUCACUUCUGGCCAUCAUUGGUCUGCUCCUUGGCUCCUCGCCUGACUUCAACAGCCAGUUUGGCCUUGUGGACAUCCCUGUGGAGUUCAAGCUGGUCAUUGCCCAAGUCUUGCUCCUCGACUUCUGCCUGGCGUUCCUGGCUGACCGUGUCCUGCAGUUCUUCCUGGGGACCCCAAAGCUGAAAGUGCCUUCCUGAGAUGGCGAUGCUGGCAACCAUUGCCCACCCUGCUAUCACUGGGCGGGAGCUGCUCAAGGACCCCAGGAGGGAACACUGCCCCUACUGCAAGGCCCGCGCGGCCUUGCCCACCAAGACUGUACUGGGACCCCCUGGCUAUCCACGGGCCUGGCUGGCAGAACCCGCCCCGGGCCAGCGCCUUUGGUAAAUAAAGCAGCAUCCACGAUUUUAA